GUUUCGACGUGAGCGGUCGUGUUGCGGAUGGUUUUAUUCGAAUUUUCUAAAGAGAAGAGCAAAAGAAAAGCAGACAAAUACAUAUUAUAAUUUUUUGUUAUAAUUCAACAAAACUGAAAUUUGUGAAGCCUAUCGCAUAGGAAAUUGGAAAUUGUUAUUUACAAAAGGCGAGAAAAGAUUAUAAAGAAAAUGUUAUAAAUUGUUUAUCAACAAAUUUUCGGUACGCGUAGCGCGCGCCGGUUUGCAAUUUGUUGUUGUGGUUUUUGUGUUGUUUGGCGGAAAAUGAAAAUGGAAAAUCCAAAUGUUGUCAACAAUUGAUUAAGAAAAUUUCCCAAAAUAAUAAGAAAGAAAGUGUGUGAAGUGAAGUGAAGUCCGCGUGUGUUUUCUCUGUGUUUUGUUGUUUGUAGUGGAAAUCUAGGCAAAUUUACGCAACAAUUAGCAGACGCAUAGCAUAUUGCAGCCAAGGAGCCAAGAGGAGCAUUAACAAAUGGACAAUGUUGAUACCGGUGCUGGAAUACAACAAACACAUGGCCAAAAUACCAAAUUGCAAAAUGAGGUGGACAGCAACGAAAGCAAUUAGAGUGACGACGACGAGGACGCCAGCAAUGCUUCAAUUGUUGUUGCUAAUGCUGCUACUUCAAUUGAUGGGUCAUGCCAGAGGAAAACUCGAUAUAGGAGCGGCAGCAGCUGCUGCAGGAGGCGGUGGAGGAGGAGGAGCUUUAGGAGCGGGUGGAUCUAGUGCAGUGGCCACUUCAACGAAUGGAGCUAAUGGUCCACCAAGCACUUCAUUGAAUGCCAAUCUCACUGACUUGGUUAUGCCCGGUGUGUAGAGCAAUAACAAAAACGAAACUUUUUGCAACAAUUUAUAUAAA
Messenger RNA from Drosophila willistoni, 872 nucleotides. Its product is annotated as voltage-dependent calcium channel type D subunit alpha-1. Bases 495 to 830 code for a protein of 111 amino acids. The record is from RefSeq and is a predicted model, not a curated record. Lineage: Eukaryota; Metazoa; Arthropoda; Insecta; Diptera; Drosophilidae. The transcript is spliced from 2 exons.